AUGAAGCGCAGCCUGUCACAACUCGAGACUCUAAUUUUCACUCGCUUGGCCGCAAAUAUACCGGUUCAUGUUCGAGUUGCGGGAUGCCGUGGUACAAAGGGGGAUGGAAGUUAUCAGUUUGAUGAGGGAGAGCUGAGCGACAUUUCAUUUCGUUUGAAAGCUUAUACUACAAUCACCGUUAUUUUGAAUUGCUUCAAGAAAGAAUUGCUUCUAAACUGGAUUGCAAUAACGGACCUUUGGUCUAAUUAUGUUUGGUUCGGGGCAUUUGUUUUGAUCCUUGCAUUGAUUCGUUUCCUCAAUGUAUUAAGCUAUCCAGAAAAGCCUGAGGUAACGUAUAUGCGAAAAACAACACUUGGCAAGAAUCAUACAUUGAUCGGUGACAUGCUAGAACGAUGUCCCAUUCUGAACGAAAUUUACUCGCCGCCGUUACUGUGGGGCCGAAGUGGUCAUUUGCAAACGGCAUCAUACGGACUGUUCGGUCAUGCAUCACUCAUCCGAACCUAUGACUGCCGGCAUGUUGUGAAAUUAAGUGAUGGUACAUCAGUUGUAUUCGAUGUUUUCGAACCUGUUAAGCUACAUCCUUCCAAAAAAGACCUAACAUUAGCUCUAUGUCCGGGCAUUGCGAAUACGAGUGAAUCAAAUUACAUUCGCACUUGCGUUCAUUAUGCACAAGAAAAUGGAUUUCGCUGUGCAGUACUGAAUCAUCUCGGUGCGCUGAAGCACGUCCCACUCACAUCAAAUCGUAUAUUUUCUUAUGGUAGAGUGUUCUUUUUUAAAGGUGGUACUGAAGAAAUGGAGGAGAUGAUGGCACAUUUGCAUGAUUUAUAUCCAUCUACUCGUUUCUUUUGCAUUGGUUUCAGUAUGGGUGGGAACAUAGCCACACGCAUGAUAGCUAAAUUGUCAUCUGAUGGUUUGCAGCAUCGAAUUAUUGCUGGACUUUCCGUUGCACAGGGAUAUUGUGCUACAUCGUCACUUUCGCUGUAUCAUAGUUGGGAGAAUGGUCGUCGUGCGUAUAACUACUUAAUAACGGAGAAUAUGAAACGCCUGCUAAGGAGAAACUACGAUAUGGCAGUAGCACCGCACGUCAAAACGGGUUUAAUAAAUGAGCAGCACUUGUGGGCAGCAACAUCAAUAAUGGCAUUGGAUGACUCAUACACUCGCCGUAUACUCGGUUACGAGAAUGUUGAGGAAUUUUAUCUUGACAUCAGCUCCUUAUCAGUUUUCAUGAAUGCGUUGGAUGAUCCGCUAAUACCACCUUGUCUUUGGCAUCCGGUUCGAGAAUUAGCUGCAACAAAUGAACAUUUUGGCUUCGUUCUCACGAAACACGGUGGGCAUCUUGGCUUCCUGGAAGGUAAUGGCAUUGCUCCAAAUUCUGUCACUUGGCUGGAUCGUUUUAUUAUUGAACUUGCCAAUUCGGUUGUUAUAACAUAUGAUAGUGAAUAA
This is a messenger RNA of Acanthocheilonema viteae, 1443 nucleotides long. The record is from the annotation of a GenBank genome assembly. NCBI's taxonomy places the organism in Eukaryota, Metazoa, Nematoda, Chromadorea, Rhabditida, Onchocercidae.